Molecule: messenger RNA, 11716 nt
Organism: Bombus pascuorum
Lineage: Eukaryota; Metazoa; Arthropoda; Insecta; Hymenoptera; Apidae
Product: GDNF-inducible zinc finger protein 1-like
Exons: 7
Coding region: 611-1999 (462 amino acids)
Biological process (GO): regulation of transcription by RNA polymerase II
Cellular component (GO): chromosome
Molecular function (GO): chromatin insulator sequence binding
Source: RefSeq, a predicted model, not a curated record
AACCGAUAUACGUAGAAAAAAGGAGCAGAUAAUAGUAGCUGUACAUGUAAAGGAGAAAAGCUACGCGAGAUACUAUUCGCGUAUCUCGUAUCUGUUUAUCCGACGAUUCGAGGUACAUGGUCGUAUUCGCUGGUAUACUACUACCAUACGUAAAAGAGUCGGCCAAAGGGAAUGGAAAACGGAGCACGUACUCGAGCUACACCACUGGUCAGCUGCGUGUAUCUAUUCGUCCAUCUCUUUCGAGCUUCGAAAGUGCUCUCUUACCGCGACCUUCCCUUUCCCCGCUGUCCAGGCGCUGGUAGCAGCCACCCCCGCGCGCACGUUUCGCCCUUCCUGGUCGCCUCUCUGUCGGGCCGAAAAGCAUCGCUUUGAAGCAGCGAGAGCGCGACUGGCACCCACACCGACUCUGCCCCCGCCCUCCCUUCCCACCCACUUGGCGUUGGUCGCCGGGCUUGCCACCCACCGAUAUACAUCCCGCUCGCUCCGCUCGCCGCGACGACCGCAGACACAAAAACAAUAACAAAUCGAUUCGCGAGGGCAAUGGGAAGGGGUCAACGAGAGGUAGGACGACGAAGAAGAGAGGCAGGGGGAGGGAGAUCGGGGUAGCUCUAUGGAAUAUGGGAUCUGGAGUUUUCACGCCGCGGGUGAACUUUGGGGUGACCCGCGUCUCGCCCGAAGGCACCCGAUUCUACCAUCAAGCGCCACACAGUUGCUGCCGAGGGCCGCGUUCGCCCUGAGCGGACUCCACCGACCGGACAUGGUGCCGUUACCGUUGACUUCCGCCGGGCCGCCGUACGGACCUAUGGAAUUAGUGACGAAAAGGGACGGUGAACGAGAUGCGGAGGAGAACGAGGAGAAGGAAGAGAAACAGGACGACGACGAAGCGAACAUCGAUCGAGCCGACGAAAACGAUAAUCAGACUACCGUACCGAAAGAAAAUGACGACAACGAAGACGCUGGGGACGAAAGCGACACCGGAAGUACGAACAGCUCGCAUCGUUCGGCCAACAAUAAUUUAUCCACGAAGCUGCUCGACCCCAUGUCCUAUCUGACUUUCGACAAGGAUGGAACGGUUACACCGGUUCUUAAUGGCUGGGUCCUCGGCGCUUAUACCGCCAUGCUUGGAAGACUUUCAGCAGCGACCGCGGCUCUCGAAGCUACGGAAAUCCCCAACAUUCCGUCUGACAGCGACUCCGAGAGCGAGCAUUCGUCUUACACCGAGAAAUCUCGAGGUAGCAGUCCGAACGUAAGCAACGCGCAUCGCGGUUAUUCCUGUGGUUCCUGUGACGUGGUCGCGCCAACGAGGCCAGCUCUGCGAAAGCAUAUCGUCGAUUGUCAUCCACCGGUACCCAGCGCAGAAACUGGAGAAACGAAAAGUUGUCCGUCCUCGGGCUGUGACUUCACCACGAACAGCAGAUGUGAGAUGGAGACUCAUGUAGCUGCACACGUGGCACAGGGUAUGACGCCCACAGGGAAGAAGCGUACUCUGGCUUUGCAACGCGUCAGGUAUAGAUAUGAAAGGGAGGAGUAUCGGUGCUCGUUAUGCUCGUACGCGUGCACCAUCGAGAAAGCGUUCCAGAGGCAUUUGAGGGCACACGCGAAAGGCACGGCGCCGGAAACGAGGGUGAGCUGCGCUGUGUGCGGCGCGGACAGAUCGUCGGAAGUAGAUCUGAGCAGACACAUGAGAAGGCAUCGCGACGACCGAUACUUUUGCUGCGACAUUUGCAUCUUUCGCACGGUACAGUUAAAAAAGCUCAUCCAACAUCGACGAAUGCACACGGGAGAGAAGCCACACCUUUGUCCACACUGCGCGUACCGAAGUGCACGCCGUGACAAUCUGCGUAGCCACGUUAGACGAGUGCACAAGAAGGAGAAUUUAUAUUGCGACACGUUCAGUCCACGCGGUAUGCUGUUGACACCCACUGUCAUCGGAAGGGACAGUCCUCUGGUGCAGAGCCCGGAAUCCUCGCCGUCGUCCAACUCGGAAUCCACGAACUAGCGAAGCAACACGCGCCAGGAAGCUUGAAGAGGAAGAUGGAAGUUGUGGCCGGGGAUCGAGCGGUUCGUCGUUGUUUUACACGUCCUAACUUUGUCAAUACUGCGACUUAUAGAUUUUAGAAUCGCGGAGGAGAUUUUACAUUGGCAACGAAGAUCGUGUCAUCGCUGUACGAGCUGCUUGGAAAAUCGACAUGUUUGAUCGUUUUGAAGAUGUAAAAUUAUUAGGAUCGAUAUUAUCUUAAAAGUAUAUAAAAGGAGAAUAGAUAGUCUUGGAAUGUAUGAUUUAACGAAAUUGGACGAUCGGCAAAGCGUGGAAUUAAUUUAGAUUUAUUUUUGAAAUUUAGUUAAAUUUAGGUGAAAGUGAACGAUAGAGGAAAUUGCGCGUACAAGGAGCUUUAAAUUGUCGGUAAUAUUUGCAACGCGAGAUUAUGGAUUUCAAGCGAGACUAGCGACGGUGAAAAUAGUCAGAAGUUGUAACGGUAGUUCUGAAAGGAUUGCAACUCGGUCUUUAGCUCGAUUAUACGAAUUAUACGCCUACGAUCCUAAUAAUAGACUACGAUAUGAAGUAUACGAAUAAUAAUAAAAAGAACGAACCAAGGAGAGUAUGUGCAACUUCUGGCUAAUCACGAUCGACCUUGCCCUUAGUACGUAGGAAUUAUGUAGAGAAUUGCAUGCGAACGUCGAUAAUUCAAUCUAGUCUUUGAAUUCUAACGUGAUCUUAUUAUUAGCCGAUUUAAUUAUCAAAGUCUGUUCGUUGAUCAGAACGUUGAUGAACGAAACUAAAGCUGCGUAAUGGUGCUAGAGUCGUAGACUGGAUUAUAGAGGAAGACUGAAGUAGAUGCUUUCACGGUGUCACAUUCGUCCUUUGUUUCCCUUUACGCCGUGAUUUAAAUGUACUUGAAUCAGCGAUUAUUAAGACUGCUGUCCUGAUGGCCAAGAGAUUCUCAUGUUACAGAUCGAUACGUCUUGCGAUUAAUUAACGAUUAAAUUGAUCCUCGGUAAAAUUCAAAAAGAAAGAAACGCGUAAAUUUUGCGAAAACCAAUUUUAUAUGUAAUUGGAUGAAUUUCGUGCGAAGAUCAUAGGUGAGAGACGCGACAAGCGUGCUUUUGUCGAUUUUCUAAUUUUCAUGUCAUUUUAUGAUUCUUCAUAUUUAUGUGGAACGGAAGAAUUUUAACGUGCCAUAGUUGAGAAUGAAAGUGACCAGUUAGGUUCAAAGAUGUAAGUUUUUUAAAACGAACUAAUAAGUCGGUAAAGUUUCAUGAAAGAUAUUGAGACAAACGAUAUUUUAAUAUUAUGAUAUAGAAACAUUUUCAAGAGGAUGGAAACCGACUUCUUCUUAAAACUUUUCUCUUGCAAAGAGUAGGAAAUGCUACCUAUCAUCUUGCUCACCUAUAGUCCUCGUACUCGAAGGUGUAAUUCACCGAAUUAAAUUUGUUUAAUUAACUAAACGUAUCGAUAACACUUAUUUACGUAAUACGAAAUGUCUGGUCUCUAGGAAAGGUGCUAUUUUGCAAAGAUAAUUUUACCGUCGCGUCCUUCCAUGUUUAAGCUUCAACUAUAAUUAUAAUUGUCCAGCCGUCUAAUUACGAUCGUUGACGGUAUCAUUGACAAUGAUAUACAUUGUUAUUCUUAUUAUUACAUAUUAUUACACCUGCUAUUAUUACUGUUUAGCAUAACUUUAACGCGGUACUAUUCUUACGGGGUAUUGAAGAUCGCAACGAUACGUUACUAUGUAAUAGCGUGUAUACGGUGUGUUCGUUAAUCGAGGAAAAAGCAGUCCGUGGUAAAUUUUAUCGAAUUUUUCAUAUAGAUAACGAUAAGUGACGCGAAAGUCUUCUGUUGGCGGUCGAUGAUAUAAUAUACGUUCGCUUUAAAUAACUUAGGUAAAAAGAGAAAAAAGCAAAAAACGAAGAAAAAAUGUGACAACAGCGUUGUUUAACUUUUUCUCGCGUGUUAGAUAAAAGAAAAAAAAAUAGCUAAGGAAUCGUACAAGUGUGUGCAUCGAGCACAAAGUGCAGGACUUUCCAACGAAACUACAAUACGCAAGCCAACUUCUUAUGUGUCUCAAGUAUAACUCUUAAGUCGAAAGCUAUAGUAGUUCCAAACGCAAACUAUUAAACGAUUGUCGUCUGUAAUAAGCAAAUUCACCGACGUUCUCCCGAGAGAGAACAUCGGUUUUACUCUGUCCUCACUUGACGCCUAUGGAAAUUAUUAUUAAAAUAUCGCAAAUUUUUUCUCUCUUUAGGAUCGAAGACCGUCCCCGAAAAGAAACGAUUCGAUUUGUCUGUCGUGCAUUUUCUGCGAGAAAAAAAAAAAAAAAAGGCAGAGAAAAGGGGGAGGCGAUAAGGCGAAGCCCAAUAUACAUAUAACAUAAAUGUGUGUCAAUUUUUAAUGUAUCAUAACUACGUUCUAGUCGAUAACGGUUUUUACGGGGGGGAAGAUAACAAGGCACGGGAAGAGGAUCUAUGCUCCUCGAUGCGCAACGUUAUGGCUGCGAUUAGUACGCUACAUUUUUUCUCGUCCGAGACGGCCAUAUUUUGCGUUUCGCAAAAUAAGAAAAGAAUGAAUAAGAAGCGACUGAAUUACGGCGGAGAAAAAUUAUUACGAUCGAUCGAACGAAUAAAGGGAACGAGCGUCCAAUGAUUUCCACUGUCAGAAUUUUAUGUCGUUGAUAAGCUCGAAGGAAAUUAUUUGCACGAACCACUUUUCCAACCAACGAAACACGUAGUUGUAUUUUGAAAGUUGCUUGUAUCGUUGCUUAAAAUAAUUAGCUCCAUUCGUUUGAAUUUCUCAAUGAAGAAUUCGCAUUACGUAGUUUGGAAUUAUCUUAAACGUGCAAAUCAAAGACCGAGAUUACUCGCUCGUUUCUUCGGUCGUUUCUUUAACUACGACUUUAAUUCUCCGACUAUAAUAAGAUAUUUGAAUAAUUUAUACAUGUGACGAAUUAUAAUUGGAAUUUUCAUAUACAAGGAAACAUCGUUAAAUUUGUCGAUCUUUAUUUCGAGUAAAACAACGUUCCUAUCGAUAGAAUAUUAAUUUUAAUUUUUACAAUGUAUUUCUAUUUCUAUAAUGUAUGUUCCAAUUUUCUUCUACACGUUCCAAUUAAUAAGUUUGAUAGUGUAAACGAUACUCGUAGAAUUCGAUCGAUCGUAAGAAGAAUCAUAAACGUCACCUAGAGCUGUACACAUUUUCUCCGCCUACUAUGAUACGUGUGUUACGUGUACAGUAUACAAUACUUUCUUGCUUUUUGAUAUACGUAUAUUACAUUCGAAACGAUACUUUAUAUUUGUGAGACGUUUAUUCCAACAGCGUGCGCGGCGAGUUCGCGAUAUCUUUUAUAAAAGCGUAGUAUGAUUUUACGCGUAAUAAUUAUGACGCAUGUGUGCAACGUGGCUCCCUUGGUCGUACGAAAAGACAAAAAAAGAAAAGACAAAAAGAUUAAAAAAAAAAAAAAAGAAAGAGAGAAAGAGAAAAGGGAACCGAAGAGAUAGAGCUAAGGAAGAUCCGUCGUUUCUUUUAUUUUUCUUUUUUUUUUCGAACUUUCGUGCAUGCACGCGGAUGCGAUGCUCUGCCCUACGCGUGAUAAUAGUAUUUUUGGUACACGGUCGUGCCACGAUAGCAGCUUCCAAUCGGAACGGAUAUCGCGGAACGACGAUUGUUGAUCGUUGGUAUAUCGGUGCGUUGCGUAUUGUAUUUAUAAUGAUAAUUCUAUUUUUGAUAACCGCUCGAUUGAUUAUUCCAUUUUAGAUGUUGAUCGUUCUACGAGGCCGCGUUUAGAAUAAUUUUCAUAGCUUUUAAGAUACGUCGCGGGAACGAGCAACCGAUACGAUCCUUUCCUUUUAUUCGCAUAAGCAUCGUUAUAGAACGACUUGGUCCCAUGGUCCAUGCGAAACGUCUCGGACGUAGAUCAUUUCGAAACGACGAGAGAAGAAGAAGAAGAAGAAGAAAAAAAAAAGAAAAAAAGAAGAAAAGACAAAAGAGAAAUAACUUUGUCACUUUAUCGCUUUGCGAACGGAUUGCCUUUCGCGAAAUGGACGUAGAGCCUCCUCGAGCCGAACGUGUAACGCGAUUCAUUGGCAUUCUGUAUUUGAGUAUACGGCGGUGCAUAAUACGUACGAUAUAGCAAAAAGGUCUUUUUAUUAUUAUACAUCGUAUCGUCCGAACGAUCGAUCUCAGGUGCGUCCGAGAUUUAUUCUAAUUAAUUAACUCUAGCAAGCUCAUUGUUCGUAAAUGUCGUGCCAAUAGCGAAGGGAUAAAAGAGGAAAAGAAGGGAGCGCGUGCCAAAAGAUGAGAACGAACGACGGAAGGAGAAUGUAGCGUUUUAAGAGGAUACGAAAGAAUUGAGAGAGCGGAGGCUGCGAACCAGUCGGAUCUGCUCGAUCGCGUAUCCCGCUUCUCGAGUUGUUCCUUCGUUCGAGCGAUUCGAGCGAUGAUUAAUCAAUUAGUCGGAUAAUUAACUAUAAACGGAAAUGGAACGGGGAUACCGAGCGAGCAUCUCCGUCUUGUACGGAAUUAUACGAACUAGUUGUUACAAUCUUUUAACUGUUGAAUUUUUGCAGUAGAUGGUAAGUGUCUUAACGUAUACCUUAUAUAAACUACACGAUAAUAUAUUCUAUAUUAAUGUUUCUUAGAUUUACGUACGAACGAUCGUCCGCGAGCUUUCGUCGAUCAUCGUCGUCGUCGAGCACUCAGAAGGCAAUAACUUACGAAUUAGUAAUCGAUUAUUGUACAAAAUUUCGAACGAUACAACGCGCACGCGUUGCCGUUGUUCGAAUUCAAAUUUCGAUAUUCCGUCGUCGAUGGUUCCAAGCGCGGUGCAUUCCUUGUGAGAAUCGACGAUUUUCCAUGUAAAGCCAUCGGAUCGAUCGAUUCUGGAUACCUUCGAGGAAUUGACACCUACGUAACGAUAUUGUCAUUACGAUUCGAGAAAUUUCUCAUUGACGUAGAAUCGCGAUAUACGAGAAAAGAGAAAACAUACAUCGACCAUUACGAUUUAUACGUGUAAUAUAAUGUUCGAAAUUUGGGAGAGAAGAGCGAGAGGAAGACGAAAGCGAAACACGAAGGAACGCAGAGACGAAACGUAAAUAAGACGGAGGAGAUCUCCGUGGAUACGAAAUGCAAAUAAAAACGAGACAGGUGUUUAAAUUUGUCGAAGGACGUCCGGAUAAAUAAAAAAGGUCUUAAACAUUAAUACAAUCUAAAUGUGAUAAUAUAUUUGCUAUAUUGAAUUACGACGUAAUUAUUACAUAUUCUAAUUAUUGAUAACGCGCGAAUCGUACGGCAGAAGCGAGCAAUUUUAAGAAAGUCCGUCUAUCCGUGUGAAUUGUAUGGCGUGUGCAGCAGCAAGGUGAUCGACGAGAUCGGAUUUCUUUUUUUACGUAAAUCGAAUACCGUGCCAAGAGCUUCAGCGUCUAUUACCAUCACGAUCGGCUUGGACAAGUACAAAGUAUUCGGAUAACUUAUUUUUUGAUUAUCGAUGAACGACGGAAAAACGAAGAGAAACCGAUCACGCGACGAUGAAAAGAGCAAAAAAAGAAAAAAGAACGAGCGACUAUGCUCCUUUAAAAAUACACACUCCUUUAGAUACAGCUUGUUCGCACGAAUUAUCGACGAACAUCGAAUCCAAUUAGAACGACGAACGAAAUAAGAAAAGAAGAAGUCGAACGAAGUAAAAUAAAACGAGAAGCACGAGGAAGAAAGAGAAGAAUCGUCGCGUCACCUUUGUCUGCGUUUGCGUUCGAUAGUACACACGGCAAAUCUAACGUUCGGAUUUACGAUUUGCUUCACGAAAUAUAAAUUAAAAAAAAAAAAAGACUCUUGCGCUCUACGCAUAUAUAUAUUAUAUAUAUUAUAUAUAAAUGUAUGUGUAUGUGUGUGGGUGUGCCUAAAGAUUUUUUCUUCGAAUCUAUCUAUUUCACUCUGUAUUUACCAUCUCUCUUUGGCCUUCCACUCUCUGUCGCGUUUCCUUGCCAAACGUUCUUUAGUCUCUUCUUUUCUUUUUGGGGAAACCAACAGAGAGUGGACCGGUUUGAUUGAUUCUUAACUGACGAUCUAUUAUCGUUUUUUUCCAAUUAAUGCUCAAUCUUUACAAUAGGCGAUCUUUCUCUUCUGUACGACUAUUCGAUACGAAUAUCAUUUAUUAUUAUUAUUAUUAUUAUUAUAACCGUUUAACCGUAUAAUUAACGUUUCACCGAUCAACAGUAAGAUGGAUAAAAAGCGAAGGAACAAGAAGUCGUCAGUUGAGGAUUAAUCGCGUUGUUUAACAAUUGUCUCUCUGUGUUCCGGUUGUACCUAUAAUAUAUAAUAUAUAUAUAUAUAUCCCAUCGAUCGUUCCUCUUGAUAGAUGCAGUCGCGUUGUAACCACGCGCGUGCACGGUGCAUCUGUUUGCGUAGACGGUCGUAAGCGAUCUCGUGUUCCGGAGUAUACGAAUUAUACGUAAGGAAUAUUCGUCGAUGUUUCCGACGACUCGAAGAACCAGAUAAAAGUAACUUAUUGGGAAAAGAGAUAUUUUUACGCUUUGAUGUUUAAACGGAUGUUUCGUUCGAAUAGAAUGUUUAUAAACACGUGACCAUUUUUACUGUUGUAUCGACAGAUACUCGAUCAGCGUGGAUACGCGAAUCAUUUUCGCGUCAAUUAUCGAGUCGAUAGACCGCAAAGUACGAUCGUCUGUUCCGAUGUGAGAAACAUCUCUCUGGAUGACUAAUCUCGAUGAACAACGACCAAACGAACUAAAGUCGAGACCAUAGAUCGCUUGAGUCAUAUCUUUAGUUCACCAUCUUUCGUUGUGUAUAGCACCCCUGGACGAUACGAUAGUUUUUAUCUGGUUUUAUCUCGUAUACUCGAAGCUACGUCCCCGUUCAUUUGCUAACUUCGUGCGUAUGAGAUUUAACCUUUCUAUCUCGUUCCCAUUUCCACGUUUCAAUCGUCGGUGACAAACCACUUGUUCCGUAGUAACGCCUCUGCGAUAUAUAAAUUGUUUAUUAUUUUUCUUAAACAAUUUCAAGUACAUGUUAUUCUUCUCGAGUAUUUUUCCGCUGUUAAUACAGUUCUUUGAUAAAUGCAUCAGUGUUUCAUAAUCGUAUUACUGCGUUCGUUACGACAGUCCGAUGAUAUAUUUAUGAUCAUCGUGAAUGCAAAAUUUCAAAUUCCAAAGUACUGUUACUUGCUUUAAUACAAACCCAGGUCUGUAUGGUUUAAAAUCUCUAACUCGGUGGAUAUUUCCUAUCGUCAAAGAUCAGCCACAAUUUUUUCUCUUCUCUAUAGGCUCGAGUCUACCGUGUGGUCAACGCAACGCUGCUAAUUUCAGUGCAAUGUUGCUAAUUUCAAUGCUAUCGACAUAUGUCGACUUUCUGCCUUUUUAUAGCUACCUUACUCCUAUAUUCACCUAAUUCUUCCGUAGUCUUUUUUUUCAACAAUUUCGAUACGAUCCUCUCUGUCUUCUACUAAAUUCCUCCAAUAUCUCUUCGCUAAAGAAUUAUCAACCAGCUUUAUCUCCGCAAUCGUAUCGGAUAACAUAGUUUUUCAAUAGUUCGUAUCAUACGUUAACUUUAUCUUUCGUCCCUUUAUCUUUUGUCACUGUUGCUUCCACUAAUGCUCCCUGACGUAAAGUGAACAAAAAUGCUGCUUUAGAGAGGAAACGUGACCAGGCCUAUAUUCGGAAAAUGUGAAAAACGGUAGGCCUAAAUAAAUGGACAACGAAAAAUUGUGAAUUUUAUGUACAGAUAAAUAUUCGUAUUUUAAAUGAGCGAUCACAACGACUUCGAAACGAAUUCUAAAGACGCUAGAAAACACGAGACGCCGAAGCUGUCGAAGCAACAACCCCUUUCGGUGCAUCGCCAACACUUGAACGAUUUCACGCGACACGCUGUUCGAUCGAGAGGCGUCGCGACGCUGAUCCUUAACACCGUCCCAAAGAUCGUCGACUGUUCGUAACUUUAGAUUAAUACAAUUGAAAUGCGGCCGUCGAUGCGCCUCUCGACGUACGUGCGAAGAUUCGAUGAUGUUCCUUGUGGUCGAACGAUCGUGAAAAUCAACGUUUAAUUUAUUCGCUCUUUGUUGGAAGAUUCAGAAAGAUUAAAAAAUUUCGAUGGAAUUUUAUGACAGGAUUACGCAGCCACGCGAGUCGUAGAUUUAUUUCUUAACCUGUUCCGUGCCGCGAAUUAAUUUGAGCGAAACGCGUUUGAUCGUCACGAUGUCUAGUUAAAUCUUCGACGAUGUAAUAAAUCGAUAAUCGAUUCUCAACGAACGAUUUUUCCUAGUUUCUUUAUCGUCAAGAUUUCUCCAGUCUCUGGUACACAUACGAAAAAUAUCUAUAGAUCUUCAACUUUCCGUAAAAUAUAUAACGACAUUGCGUGUAAUGAUAUCCAAGAUUGGGGUUAGGUUUUGUACGUUUCUUAAGCGCUUUCUAAUUCGAGAAAUCUUGCAAUCCUUCACGCUCCGCGACAAUUGACACGAGCCACGUCGUAAGGAUCGUGUUGACCCUUUCGUUAGGGAGAGUCUUCUUUAUAAUUCUAUAAUUAAGUUUACGAAGAUCUUCGCCACAGGGAACAUUUUCCGCAUAACUUAACGACGCGAACGAGAGAGACACGAUGGACGAACGAUGCACGCGGCACGUAUACGGAUCUCGAAGUCCGUGCACGCGCGUUACUCGCGUACUCGCGCCUCCAGACGUACGUAACGAUCAGUCUUAAGGAUACAAUUAACGAGAAAAGUAAACGAAUAAACUUGUCGUCGCCAUUGUGAUUUAAGGUAGAGGAAUUGACCCGUGAUUGGUCGCUCAACGUGCAACACCGAACCGGCGUUCAUGACUAUUUAGAUAAUUUAAGAUAAAUUGGCCAAUUGAUAUCGACAUCCGGUGUAAUUGUCCUUUGGUAAAUUCUGUCGCAUGCAGGAUGCUUUGUGGCGAUAUCGAUAAACAAAAACAAAAGUUCGCACGAAAUAGUUCGUUUGUCUACCUUUCUUAAAAUCGAUGAUCCAUUUCGUAGUCAAAUCAUUUUUACCUACGUUUAUAUAUUUCUGUGUUUUUAUGAUUAAAAUAUAGUAAAAUAGAAAUAUUAUAUACUUGGUGAAAUGGAUCGAAACGAUAAAACGUAAAUGUCCUUUUUACGAUAUCUAAACUGCCGCGAUUUUCAAAUUUUUAUGUCACAAUUUCUCUUUCUUUUCGAGAAGCGAAAACGCUUUUAACAUCCGAAGAACAGCUUUAACACGAUUUCUGUAUAUUUUCCUUCGACUUAAGAGAUCCUUUGCUCGAUAGAAAAGGCGAUCGAAUCCAAUGGAAAAUGUUCCAAAGACUACAACGAAAUUAACAUCUCUGUCUUUCUUCGUUUCUUCUUUAAAAAUUAUUAGAAUCAUCAGAAAUUUCAUUCGUGCGGAUAUUAUCUCAGAAUGGGGCAAAUGGUUUCUUUCUCUUUGACCUAUAGAAAAUUUCUCAGCGAUUUAUUACGCAUUUUCCACCACGAAGCUUCUCGUGCGGUAUGGAUCCAAGUCUCGCCGAUUGAUUCGUAUUUGCGUCGAACUAUUCGUAAUUUUAAUGAUGAACGAUCGCGAUAGAUCUUCGUCUCGUUUUAGACGAAAAUGAAAGAAAAGACAAAACGUCGGUCGGUGGUGCUUCGCAUUCGAGGACUCUCGGGCCAAAACGUUUACCUGUUUGUAUUGCCGGAGUCACUAUUUGGCUUUGGCGCGAUAAAGUCUUAAUAAAGGUUUCAUUAAAAUAUUUA